Messenger RNA from Centruroides sculpturatus (bark scorpion), 1453 nucleotides. RefSeq names its product cilia- and flagella-associated protein 97-like. Gene Ontology annotation, biological process: spermatogenesis. The coding region runs from base 214 to 1377 and encodes 387 amino acids. NCBI's taxonomy places the organism in Eukaryota, Metazoa, Arthropoda, Arachnida, Scorpiones, Buthidae. The record is from RefSeq and is a predicted model, not a curated record. The transcript is spliced from 2 exons.
GAUAGUCCAAAUCGUGUUUUGACGUAUUUAACGUCUAUAAUGGGAUCAGGUUUUAUGAGAACGUAAUUUAUUAUUAUUAUUAUUAUUUCCAAAAUACUGGUUAAAUUAAAAACUCAGAUCUAUAUAUUGAAAUCUUCUAAUAUUUUCCUUUUUAUUUUUACUAUUAUCAAGUUCGAAUAAUUAUUUUGAUCGUAAUAGAAUAAAUACUUCAGCAUGUCUGUGAAAGUUGGUUUAGGUGCUAAUGAAGAUGAUCUAGAUAUUCAAGGAGAAAUAGAUUUCGAUUUCUUUGACAGAGAACAGAAACAAAAAGAUCUAAGUAAGAAAAUAGAGUUGCCUUUAGUAAAUAAACAAAAUCAUAUCAGAAAAACUCUAAUUGAAACUGUGAUUCCUUCACUUAUAGAUGACAGUUGUGAAAAUGGUGAAAAAAUGAAAGAUGAAGAUAAAGAUGAUUGCCAUUCAGUUUCUUCAAGUGUGUCCAUGACUGAUUCGGAAGAGAGUUCUUUGAGCGAAGAAUCUUUCGAUGAUCUGACCGAAUCGGGUUCAAUAACGGAUGUGACUCCUCUAACGUCUCCGUGUUGUGACAGUCCCCUUCCAGAAUUCCUGAAAAAUGAUAAUUGCCAACCGAGGAGAAAAUUAAAUGACUACGCGGAAGAUAAGAUGUCAAAUGAUUUUAAUAUGAAAAAACGAGAAAAUGUCAAAUUCGCUGAUAAUGUGGAAUGGAAUUCGACUUCGAAAAAUAAUACUGUUGAUUUAAAUGCACUUUUAUGUGCGAUUAAACAACUAGAAUUGGAACAGAAUAAAAAUUCUAGUGAUAACAAAGCAUUUCAGGCAAAAUUUUUGAACUCUGCUCGUAAAAAUAUGUCUUUUUCUAAUGAAGAAGUACGCCAGAUCGAUCAUGAAAAUCAACGUCUUCUUAAAAAAAUAUUGACUCAACAAAAUCGACCCACUUCGAAAUAUCUUGGUCAAAAAUCUCGCAUACCUCAGUCUCAUGUAUCUUCGUCUGCGAUCAAUCGAUUAAAACAACAAAGACAAAUUGAACUUGAGAACCUGGCAUUAUUAAAAAGAAUUGAAUCAGCUAAACCAUCAAGAGAUAUUAGUAGAACCCAUUUAUUAAGAGAUUAUGAACGAUUAUCAAGUUUUUCAUACUCUUCAAGAUCAUCCUCAAGACCACAAUCUGCAACUAGAAAACCAUACCAUUCAGGACGGAAUUCUCUCCAGCAAUCAGUUCGAUCAAGCAGCUUAACUAGUCUACAAUCAUCUAACAAGUUAAAUCCAAUCUCUGUUACCCAGAGCAAACAAAAAAAUGUUAGACCUUUUUCUACUUCUUCCAAAUCUUAUACAAUGAAACAGAAUCAAGCAUCAGAUUGUAGAAGUUGAGACAAAUUUUUUAGAUUAAACAUUAGAAAUGAAAAAUAUUUAACUAUAAAAAAAAAGAAAAAAAAAAGAAAAAUUG